AUGAACCCGUCUCCAGGAGGCGAGAACACGUUGAUCAUCAUCCCGCAAAGGGCACAACCUAGAAGACGGCUGCUGGAAUCCCAGACACCAGGACCGUCGUCGGCAACGUUGGAGAACGAAGAGGCCGCCGAGCCAAGAAACGAGCGCGUCACGUCGGCGCCGCCCGAAGAGCACCGACGCACCCAGGUCAACGGCGGCUCGAGGUCAUCGACUUCCCCACGCGCAGCCGAGACUCAACCGGUUGCUGGUGGGCCAUCCGCGCCAAGCACUCGGCCCUACGAUGCCGUGCGGGCUCUGCUUCCGACCAAGACUCGUCGGCCACCGGAUCCAUCCGAUGCGACUGACGACAGCUCCGCGUACGCAGAGACGUUGGAGGGCGGUAAGAAUCGUGAGGACGGAUGUGUCCCGUUCUAUCCAGGAGAUCAACGUGGUCCUGCCUUCUUGAUCGACAUUUGUGAACCCAACAGGUCAUCCAAAGACAACCACUUUCUGGUGCCGAUGCCGUCCAUCAAGGCUCUUUCGCCAGAAGAUGUCAAUUAUCUCCGAAUGAAAGGUGCUUUCAUGCUUCCUCCACCUCGGGUCCGCGAGGCGAUGAUCCAGUGUUACUUUCACCAUGUGCACCCAUUUGCGCCGAUCCUGGAUGCCAGCGAGUUCAUCACCGAGUACGAGAAGGGACGGAAAAGCCUGUUGCUGCUCUGGAGCAUGUUCAUCGCGGCCGCAAGUUUUGUUGACGACAGCCUCUUGACAGAAGAUUUCUUUUCGUCGCGGAAGGCUCUGAAACGGGCCAUGUACCAGAGAGCCAAAGCUUUAUACGAUGCAGACUACGAAAAAGACAAGGUGACGCUCAUUCAGUCAGUCUUCCUGAUGGGGCACUGGUACACCAGCACAGAUGAUCGGGCCGGGCCCUGGCACUGGAACGGCAUCGCCAUCAGUCUCUCGCACACGAUAGGCCUCCACCGCCUGCACAUGCCUGCGAAUCAACAGGCUUCUCAAGGGACGAAGCCCUUCUGGAGACGUCUCUGGUGGUCUCUGUACUCCCGGGAGGUGUGGCUUUCCCUGGGACUCGGCAGACCGAUGCGGAUAGCCCUCGACGACUCUGAUACGCCCAUGCCGGCUGCUUCCGAUGCUGAUGUCCUGGCGCCCGAGGUCGAGGGUGAUCUUGGCAGGAAGUAUCUCCCCGAAGAGCUGGCGUUUCUCUUUGACACCUGGCUGGCCCUGAUUGGCUUGACUGUUGUCCUUGGCAAUGUUCUUGCGACUAAUUAUCGGGCCAAGGGGGUCAAGCCAUCAAGGACGGACAUUGAGCACAGUGAAAAUCAAUUUCGAGGCUUCCAGUACAGAGUCCCCGAAGAAGGAAGCCACAGUCGAGCCGUCGCAUCUCACAUCUACCAGUUCAAGCUGUAUUUUGAAACUUCAAUCAUUGUGCUUUAUCGACCUUUUAUACUUGAUACCCCGAGAGAGAUUACGGCAGCGGACCAGGGAAGCUGGAGGACCUUUGCAUGCCAAAAGACGAGGACUGCCGCGUCCAACGCGAGCGCCGCGCUGAACUCGAUGAUGGCACAGGAUCUAAUCCGACUCUGCAACACAAUCACGGUCAUCGCGUUAGUCCCGCCAAUGCAAAUCCACCUCUUUGAGUCAACGUCGUCGAAACAGAUGGCACGUCAAAUGGGCAGACAUAACCUCGCCCUCUGCAUGAUCGCCAUGGACGAGAUGCGCAAGUCCUACAUCUCGGCGGACGCGUCGUACAAGCUGUUCGAGACGGCCAUCAACAAGGUCGACAACGCGCCUCCCCACGAGGAACACCAGCCGUCUCCGGCUGCUGCUUCUGCUGCUACUGCUACCCUGACACCGGAUACCAGAGCGUUCGCGAGCUGGCCUGAUGGAUAUGGGCUGGGCACCGCGGGCAUCAUAUCGGACAUGUGGAGUCCGCUGCCCAACGCGUGUACGGAUGACGCCUCGAUUUCGGGCACCCACACCGACGCGUGGCUGGAUAUCCAGACAAUGGACAGGUUAUGGACGCUCGACGACUUUUGUCUGCCUUGA
Molecule: messenger RNA, 2040 nt
Organism: Colletotrichum orchidophilum
Lineage: Eukaryota; Fungi; Ascomycota; Sordariomycetes; Glomerellales; Glomerellaceae
Product: cutinase transcription factor 1 beta
Exons: 7
Coding region: 1-2040 (679 amino acids)
Biological process (GO): DNA-templated transcription
Molecular function (GO): zinc ion binding; DNA binding
Source: RefSeq, a predicted model, not a curated record